Messenger RNA from Rubroshorea leprosula, 887 nucleotides. Lineage: Eukaryota; Viridiplantae; Streptophyta; Magnoliopsida; Malvales; Dipterocarpaceae. The record is from the annotation of a GenBank genome assembly.
GUGUUAUUUUGCUGGAAUUUGAAGAUCUCACUUUCUCUUCACUGUUGAGAUUUAUGCAGUUACUUGUAGCCCAACACAUCCGGCACUAGUUGCAAUGGGUGGAGGAGACGAUAAAGGGGUUCUUUGGGGGAUUGGUGAAGGAGAUUGGGCUUCUAAACUCCAAAGUACAGGGGUCCAAGCUGGCAUUGAAUACUCUCAUUCUAGACCUUGGCCUUUUGUUGUAUUCUUCUGUUGGUGCCAGAAGUUUUUUCCAAGCCUAAUUAGAAAAAGUGAUAAAGGAGACAAAAAGUUUGGGUUUGAUAUCUCAAUCUUAGUUUCUUAUUAACUAAUUCUCUUUAGAGUUUUUUUGCAGAUGAUGGAGAUUUGAUGUCUAGUUUAGCCAUUAGUUUUGGUGGGCAGUUGCUUGCAUCUGGAGGGUUUGAUAGACUUGUUCAGAUUUGGGGGCCAUUGGGAAACCUCAUUCAUCGACUUGAUGGUCCAGAAGGAGGCAUUGAGGUAUAACUUUCCAAUUAGUAAAAUACUUGCAUGUUUGCUUUCUCUGGUGCUUAAGGUUGAACAAUCUAUUGGCUCUGAUGAUGUAACCUUGAGAAUAUGGAAUCCAAAAGAUAGUGAAAGCAUUUGGUUGUAAAACGUAUGUGUUUGCUAUCCAGUUUGGGUUUUCCUUUUUUUAUUUCUUUCUUUUUUGGUACAUUUGAUUGUAGACUAUACAGGGGGUAUAUACCUCUCCUUUCUUAAACCCCUUCCCAUCAGUCCCAAGGGUUUAACCCUAGACUUCCAAUUUAAAUGUCUCAAGUUCUAAUUGUUGGGACAUUCCCAAAGGGAAAGUUUGAGAUUUUCUUAUGGUCCUUUUCUAUUUCAUUUUUGAAUAGUAAAUGAAGUUUGAAUUU